UUGUUUGGUUUUAGGAUGAGAUUCAACGUUACUUGACAUUUGCAAGACUCUUCAAGCCCACGAUAAACAAAGAAAGUCAAGAUUUUAUAGUUGAACAGUACAAGGCAUUGCGACAAAGGGACAUUAAUGGCAUUUCAAAGUCUUCAUGGCGAAUAACAGUCCGGCAGUUAGAGAGUAUGAUAAGGUUGUCGGAGGCAUUAGCGCGGCUACACUGCCAAGACGAGGUACAACCAAAGCACGUUAAAGAAGCAUUCAGACUGCUCAAUAAAUCAAUCAUAAGAGUUGAAACACCAGACAUUCAGUUCGAUGAACAAGAUGGUCAAGAUAUGGAAGUAGACGAAGAUACAGAGCAGCCACAGGCCGCCCAGGUGAAUGGCGAUAUCCCUAAUGGAGACUCUCACGCCAAGUCAAGUGAACCUGCCCAGAAACGCAAAUUAAAGCUGAAAUAUGAGCAGUACAUGAUAAUUGCAAAUUCCAUUGUAUCUUAUAUGAGAAAUGAAGAAGACAAAACUGACGACGAGGAAUCAGCAAUCCGAAGAACUGACGUCGUAAACUGGUACUUAAAGGAACAUGAAAGUGAAAUCGAUUCACAAGCGCAGCUUGAGGAGCAAACGUUUUUAAUCAAUCGAGUUCUGGACAAGCUCAUAUUCAGCGAUGGCGUUCUCUUGGCACUGAAGGAACCCUUAAAAGCAACAGAUGAAGAAGCAGUUCCAGCCGAGGAUGAAGACAACCCGUAUCUCGUUGUUCAUCCAAAUUACGUCAUCGAGUAGAAAAAUGGACACUGGAACAUUUUUAUGAACUGUAAAAAGGUAUUUGGUAAUCCAGAUUGGCCCCUGGAGGAGUUGAAUACCAUCAUGAUACAGCAGGGGCCCCCUUAGAGGAGAAGAGAGGCAAUCUUUAGCAUAACAAAUGUAUAAUAUUGGAUAAAAUUUCUUGUAUCUAC
Rhopilema esculentum is the source of this 943-nucleotide messenger RNA. NCBI's taxonomy places the organism in Eukaryota, Metazoa, Cnidaria, Scyphozoa, Rhizostomeae, Rhizostomatidae. The record is from RefSeq and is a predicted model, not a curated record.